Leptonychotes weddellii (Weddell seal) is the source of this 2340-nucleotide messenger RNA. The record is from RefSeq and is a predicted model, not a curated record. Lineage: Eukaryota; Metazoa; Chordata; Mammalia; Carnivora; Phocidae.
GCCGCGGGCGUGCGCCGCCUCCGCCCGCAGCCCUCCGAGGAGCCGCCCGCGCAGGAGGAGGACCAGGACCUCCUCCUGGCAGCUGCCUAUGUUUCUGAUGCCCAGUACAACAGAAAUGUUCCCUUUGAAACAUCUCCUCGGGCCAUCAGACUUUACUAUUUUUAUAACCACUGGACAAUGCAAGUAGCCAUCUACUUCUUUAUUUGUGUCGACCUUUCCCUCGCCCUGUUUGAAGAACCUGCGCUGUUUCCACUGCCUUUCUUGGCUACCUCGAUAGCAGAAGUACUCUGUCUGACUGCAUUCUUUGGGAGACUUGUACAUUUUGCGAAAGUCACUCCUCAGAUGGUUUUCUGGAAGGAUAUGAAAAACAUCUGCAUCAUGGUAACCAUAGUGCUGACCUUGAUUGAUUUGAUUAUCUAUGGUUCCCUGGAAGCUGUUAAUAUCCACAGCGUUCGAUGGUCAAGGGCCUUAAGGCCAGUCUUCCUAAUUAACUUCCCUGAAAGUCGUCAGAUCCGAAGAACUUUCAGAAGCAUCCGGAACACUCUGCCCGAUAUCCUCUACGUCUUCCUCUUGUUCAUGUUCAGUGUGCUGAUAUUCUCCCUUAUGGCCUUGAAGCUUUUUGGGGAUCGGGGUCUUCAAACAGUGGAAGGCUUGCCCUACUUCACAAAUAUCCUGGAGAUAGCGUUUGAACUCUACGUGCUGGUCACUACCGCGAACAGUCCUGAUGUCAUGAUGCCUGCCUAUAACUUCAAUUGGUGGUAUUCUCUGUACUUCAUAACCUACAUCAUCAUCAAUACCUACAUCUUCAUGUCCGUCUUUCUGGCUGUGGUCUACAACAAUUAUAGGAAACACUUAAAGAACGAGAUUCGCAAACUGGCGUACCUGAAACGUCACAAAAUGAUAGAGGCUUUCAACAUUCUGAAGGUCAAGGUGGGCACAGAGUUUGUGGUGACGGAGGCCCGGUGGAAGCGGCUGGCCAGGAUCGUGAUGCCACACAUCAGCAGUCCCCACCUGGAGCUCCUUUUGAGGAUCUCCGACGAGGGACAGAAGGGCCACGUGGGUAAGAAGCCUUGGCCUCUGCCAUUCCUCUUCGCUGUGCGUUCAAAAGUGGGUGGCUCCCAACAGCGAUUCGGUGGGAGCCACCCCGGGAUCAGAGUAGCGUCCCUUUCUGCCGGGGUCACCCAUGUCCACAGUCCUCCAGCGUCUCCGGCCCGCUCCUGGCCCCGUGAUGCUGCAGCUCCGUGCGCCCCUGCUGACCAGGGCUGCCCAUCACAGGUGGUCUACUACGUGUUUGCCAUCAUCGGGAUGGAGGCAUUCCACGGCAAAGUCCGGUUCUUCGACCCAAAUUUCACCACCCCCGAUGCUCUGGUGUGUGGGAACCCAGCCUUGAAAGACUCAGCGUUUGCCCGAGACAGGUACUGCAAGAAUAACUUCAAUGACCUGGCCUCCUCGCUCAUCGUGCUGAUGGAGCUCACGGUGGUUAACCAGUGGCACGUCCUCGCAGGCGGCUUUGCCCUCGUGACUCACCAGGUGGCAAAGCUGUACUUCCUCAGCUUCCAUGUUGUGGUCGUCAUCCUCAUCGUCAAUAUUUUCAUAGCGUUCAUCUUGGAGGCAUUUUUUGUGGCGUACUCCUUAGAAAAAAGUGAAAUCGAAACUGCCAUCGAGAAGAAGAUUCAAGAGCUUGGAGUGGGAAUCCAAGAAGAAGAAAUGCAGGAUGGGAAGCUCGUUGAUAACAUGGACGCCAAGGACAGUGGCUUUAGUGGGGAUGAUGGAGACAACAAAAGGAAGUCCUUGAAAGGAUUGUACUUCAGAAUUGCAUCAAAAAAGUACAGGACCGUGGAUGCCCUGCUGCAGCAGAUGUUCGAGUCCGAAAUUGCUCCAGAGGAUGAAGGCCCUUCCUUGGAUGAGAUUCUGAACUUCUCGCCCGGUGACAUAUAUCCCAAGAAUCCCAAUUUUGAAAACAGUGCGUGAUUCUGGCCUGGAAGGGUCCACACCUGGAAACCAGGCUAAGCUGCCAUCACGUCUUGCGCAUGCUUUCUGGAGGUGGUUUUCCCAGCCCGAGUUGUCUCUGUGCCCUGACCAGCCUGCGCUUCGGCCGCACGGGCCCGGAGUGGUCGGUGGAGAGAUGUGGAGAGGCUCCUUCUGUGUGCCCCGCCUGGGGUGGUUCUGGGGUCUGAUCAGAGCAGUAAGGAGGGGCAAAUCUAUGAAGAGAUUAUGAGGAGCACUUAUCUUACACAUGUCCGUCCGUACGUGUGAGAAGUCCUUUCCGUGGGGAUAUGAAAGCUUUUCAUUUAUUUUUAUAUGAUAUUUUGCUAUUCUAUUAAAUCCUGUGCUACAGUG